UCCCUCCUGUACAGUAACACUUCCGGUGUAUCUUUCAGGGGCAAUGUAAGAGUCUUUUUUGUUUUCAUUUUUAUAAGCGAUUUAGUGGAACAGAACACGGGUAAAGUAACCCUUGCAGAGUACAUGGUCCGCUGCACCUGAAGCCGAACAUGGAUCUCCCCAAUCCCCCAGAAGAUCAAGAACUGAGGAAUGUCAUUGACAAACUGGCCCAGUUUGUCGCUCGGAACGGGCCAGAGUUUGAAAAAAUGACAAUGGAGAAACAGAAGGACAACCCUAAGUUCUCCUUCCUCUUUGGAGGAGAAUACUUCACCUACUACAAGUGCAAGCUUGCUAUGGAGCAACAGCAGCAUCCCUCUACCCACGAUGGUGAGGAGUAUAAAUCUGAAGACAUGUACAACCCAGGCGCCAAAGACAUGGCUGAUGUCCCUCCUCCACCAGUGCAGAUUAUUGUUCCGCCUCCGAUUCCUCCGCCUGCUGCACCUCCCCUCAAUGAGCUUAUCCAGCAGAGCCAGUGGAAUUUGCAGCAGCAGGAGCAGCAUCUGCACACACUCAGACAGGAACAAGUGACUGCGGCCAUAGCUCUGGCUAUGGAGCAGCAGACCCAGAAACUACUGGUGGAAACUCAGUUGGACAUCACAGAAUUUGACAGCCUGUUGCAGCCAAUCAUAGACACGUGCACCAAAGAUGCCAUCUCUGCUGGUAAGAACUGGAUGUUCAACAAUGCCAAGACUCCACAGCACUGUGAACUGAUGACAUCACAUCUUCGCAACCGCAUAACUGCUGAUGGUGCACAUUUUGAACUCCGUCUACAUCUCAUCUAUUUAACCAAUGACGUCCUCCAUCACUGCCAACGGAAGCAGCAAAAGGAUUUGUUGGCAGCACUGCAGAAAGUUGUGGUUCCCAUCUACUGUACUAGCUUCUUGGCUGUGGAGGAAGAGAAACAGCAGAAGAUCACCAGGUUGUUGCAGCUUUGGGAGAAGAAUGGGUACUUUGAUGAGGAGACCAUUCAGCAGCUCCAGAACCCAGCACUGGGCCUUGGCCAGUACCAAGCUUCUCUGAUAACGGAAUAUGCUGCAGUGGUGCAGCCGAUCCAGCUGGCCUUCCAGCAGCAGAUCCAGGCUUUGAAAACCCAGCACGAAGAGUUUGUCUCCAGUCUGAAACAGCAGCAGCAGUCUGCUACUGUGGCACAGCUUGCUACCCCUGCUGAGCCUGAAAAGGCCAUACCUAUGACCUCACAAGCUGGUGAUUUGAAGCCGCCGAUCUCAGGUCCUCCUCCAGGGGAGUUUGAAGGAGCCUCAUCCAGACCACAGGACAGCAGCAACCCCAGUGGCCCCUCAGAUAUCCCCUCUAGCAAGCCUGCGUGGUAUGACCCUCAGCACAUUGGCCCCUGGACCCCUAACCAGCCGCCUCCUUUUGACCCAAACCAGCCUCCCCCUCCUUGUCCACCAUGGAACAGCCACGAGGGAAUGUGGAAUGACCAGAGGGACCCAGGGAACUGGAGUGGAGGUCCACACAGAGAAGGAGGUCCCUGGAGUGGUCCAGGUGGGUCUGACCCUGGCCCUCCAUCUUGGAACUCAUAUGAUCAGCAGCCGCCAUGGGGGAACCAGCCGGACCAGCCUCCGUGGGGCCAGAGGGAGCCCCCAUUUCCUCCACGCAUGCAGAGACCUCCUCACUUCAGAGGGCCCUUCCCUCCCCACCAGCAGCCGCCUCCUUUCAACCAACCUCCUCCACCACCACACAGUUUCGGACGAUUCCCGCCACGUUUUAUGCAGGAUGACUUUCCACCUAGACACCAUUAUGACAGGCCGCCGUACACCCCACACCGCUUUGAUUACGCUCAGGGAGAUUAUCCCGGAGACAUGCCAGGUCCUCCUCCCCACCACCAUCCCAACCAGAGGCCCCCCCCUCCAGGUAUGGGGGCUGAACAUCCCCCCUGGGGUGGAGGCCAGCACCCAGAUUUCUGCCCACCCCCACAUGGCUUUAACGGCCAUUCACCCCACAUGCGUCAUCGGCAGCAUCCAGUCCAAGAUGAUCCCAGUCUGGUGCCCAACGUACCCUACUUUGAUCUGCCAGCUGGUCUUAUGGCUCCGUUAGUCAAACUUGAGGACUGUGAUUAUAAACCUCUGGAUCCUAAAGACAUCCGCCUACCGCCUCCCAUGCCUCCUAGUGACCGGCUGCUAGCUGCUGUGGAAGCUUUCUACAGCCCUCCAUCCCAUGAUCGGCCUAGGAACAGUGAAGGCUGGGAGCAGAAUGGUCUGUAUGAGUUCUUCAGGGCCAAGAUGAGAGCCAGAAGGAAAAAGGGGCAGGAAAAACGCAACAGUGGUCGUGGAGGCAGUCGCUCCAGAAGUAAUUCACGCAGCAGAGGACGGUCUUCAUCUCGCUCCAGCUCUCGAUCUUCAAAGUCCUCUCAGUCACGAUCACGCUCAUCUCGCUCCCGUUCUCACAGCCACUCCCGUUCCUACUCACGAUCCAGGUCCAGGAGUAGGUCCAGGUCAUCAAGGAGUCACUCGCGCUCAAGAUCCAGAUCCCGUUCAAAUUCACCCACCAAGAGGCGCCGUGGCCCCAAGUCCCAGAGCUCCUCCCCCCCGUCCACAUCAGUUUUGGGUGCCCCUCCCUCCAAACUGUCUGCAGACACUAGGCUAGGGGAGGAGAACAAGGGCCAUCAGCUGCUGAUGAAGAUGGGCUGGAGUGGUUCAGGUGGGUUGGGGGCCAAAGAACAGGGCAUCCAGGACCCCAUCAAAGGAGGUGACAUCAGGGAUAAAUGGGACCAGUACAAAGGUGUUGGGGUGUCCCUGGAUGACCCUUAUGAGAACUAUCGCAGGAACAAGAGCUACAACUUUGUUGCCCGCAUGAAGGCACGAGAGGAAGUCAAUCGGGAACCUCAGGAGGCCCCUUCAACUGACUAAUGUCAUCAAAUCGCAGCAAAAAGUCUCCCUUCCCCUUUGUCACCACCAUCAAGGAUCUUUAUUUCACUCAGUUUUCCAUUUAGGAUUAUAGUCAACACUCCCAAAUCCUACCUUUUCCUCAGAAACGAGAGUAUCGAUACAAAGAACCACAUUCUGCUCAAUCAAGAUUAUUGAUCAGUCUGUGUGAAAAGAAAGCAUCAGAAUUGCAGAUGGAACAGUUAGCACUGACACUAGUGACACAGCAGAAGGCAACCAGGAUUUUCCUUCAGAAGUCUUCCCAGGGACCCUGGAAACACUGCCUAAUUUCAUUGUGUUGGCAGAUAACAGAGGACCAACUCAGGCAGUGCCUGAACAAUUUUAGAGAAAUGGUUUAAAAUUGAGAUUGUAAAAAAAACAAUUGAGGGGCUGUUCACAUUUGCUUUAUCUGUCCCGAUAGAUGUGAUCACAUGCAGACAGCUUUUGUCCAUCAGUUCAUAUCUGGCAUGAACCUGCUUCUCAACCUAAAUCUUGAGUGACCACCUGUGAUCAGAUGUCACUUCACCGCUUAAUAUGCAAAUACCAUGUUUGUCACUGGGACAAAUGGAUACAAUGUUUCUCAUGCAAAGAAAGAAAUAUUGUCAUGUGUUAAACGUUUGCCAAAAUCCACUAGAAGGCUCAAAGCAAGUGUUUUGUAGACGGUGUUUCACAAAGUUUGUAAAGUCUGUGCUAACUCCACAACUCGCAUAAUUUAGAGUUCGGGAAUGUGAAUGUGAACAGCCUCUGAGUAUCAUGGCAGUACUUUUACAAAAAAAUCCUCAUGGGGCAAAUUAAGAUGAAUGCUUUAGGCAAUGCUUUUCCUUCAGAAAAAAGUCAUACAGCCUGCUGAGUAAAAAGUCCUAAUGAAAACUGCUGGCUGUGGGUGGUGUCAGAACUCUCAUUGGUUUGAUAUCUGAAAAUGUAUGCAAGUGAAAUUGAAGAAGUACAUAUGGCUAGAUAUCACCAGGAGUGGGUGGCAAUGUAAUCUUUAGAACAGAAAGUAUAAUGAGGUAUGGUGGCUCUGUUGACUCUUGUUGGUUUUGUGCUUCAGAUUAUUGUGAUAUUUUUCAUGUAAAGACUUCUAUUGGUGCACCAUAUACAAGUCUGUCGUUAAGUUCUAGUAAUAAAAGAAAUCCAACAAAACAAAAAGUGA
Acanthopagrus latus (yellowfin seabream) is the source of this 4074-nucleotide messenger RNA. RefSeq names its product calcium homeostasis endoplasmic reticulum protein (gene cherp). The record is from RefSeq and is a predicted model, not a curated record. Gene Ontology annotation, biological process: intracellular calcium ion homeostasis; RNA processing. Bases 150 to 2906 code for a protein of 918 amino acids. Gene Ontology annotation, cellular component: perinuclear region of cytoplasm. Lineage: Eukaryota; Metazoa; Chordata; Actinopteri; Spariformes; Sparidae. The transcript is spliced from 20 exons. Gene Ontology annotation, molecular function: RNA binding.